Molecule: messenger RNA, 879 nt
Organism: Umbelopsis ramanniana AG
Lineage: Eukaryota; Fungi; Mucoromycota; Umbelopsidomycetes; Umbelopsidales; Umbelopsidaceae
Exons: 1
Coding region: 112-708 (198 amino acids)
Molecular function (GO): acyltransferase activity, transferring groups other than amino-acyl groups
Source: RefSeq, a predicted model, not a curated record
GCCAGCACAUUGGUGCAAUUCUGACUCACACUGACCAGAAGAAUCAACAGUGCUGGGCUUUAUUAGGUUUAUUUACUAGAGUAAACAAAGGUUACUGAAUUACAUCUUUUCAUGGCUCCACACAUUGAAGAAAAUAUUGACGAAGUAUCGAAAACUUCAACCUUACAAAACCAAACCGAAGAAAAGAAUGCGAUCACUAUUCGUGAUGCUACUGUCGACGAUGCCGAAUCCAUAGCCGCUAUUGGAAGAGAAGUUUUUUCAGUAACAUUCGGCUACUCAUUGUCUGCUGAAGAUCUUCAGACUUAUCUACAGGAGACUUACACUAAGGCGUCUGUUUCUGAGGAAAUUAAAGAUCCCUUGAAGCACGUCAUGGUAGCCUGCACUGCUGACGACAAUGUGCUAGGAUUCGUUCAAUUAACAAAAGGCAGCAGCGAACCUUGUGUAGAAGAUGCCGAAAAACCAAUCGAAUUACAGCGACUCUAUGUCCACCAUGAAUCUCAUGGAUUGGGUAUUGGAAAAUUGUUAAUUCAGAAGGCCGAGAAAGUUGCAAUCUCACAAGGCUACAAGACCAUGUGGUUAGGAGUUUGGGAAGACAAUCUGAAAGCACAAAAGGUGUAUGGAAAGUCAGGCUUCGUCCAUGUUGGAGAACACGACUUCAAGAUGGGAGACUGUAUACAAACCGAUAUCAUCAUGAUCAAGACAUUAUAAUGUACAUAGAGAGACACAGUAUCCUGUGUGCUGAUCAUGCAAAUAUCGAUAGCAUAAGAAUUUUCACUUUCGUGUUUAAAGUAGAGGUUGCAUCACAACUGUAAUAUAUAGCACCUAUUCUAAUGCUUUACCACUUACAUCAUAAAAUCAUAACACUUUGUUUCCCGCGUA